Molecule: messenger RNA, 6003 nt
Organism: Caretta caretta (loggerhead turtle)
Lineage: Eukaryota; Metazoa; Chordata; Testudines; Cheloniidae
Source: RefSeq, a predicted model, not a curated record
CCCUGGGUGCAGGACAGGCUAGACGGGAAAGUCAGAGAUACCAUUUCAUCCUUCAGUAACCAAAUAGACCUGAGUGCACUCUGCCGCCUGCUGACAAACCCUUCAGAUCUUUAGUCUGGAAAGUGAUGUACUAACGUCCUUGUUAGGUCUGCAAGAAGAGAACGUGACAUAAAGAAAGAUGGAAUCUUUAAGCCCUGGAAAACCACGUUCUUACAUAGCCACCAUUCCGCUGUUACUUGCUGCUGCAUUCGUUGUUGCUGUACACAGUGAUUGUGGUGUGCCACCACGUUUUACUUCUGCUGAGCUGAAGGAGGAGUACAGAACUCAGAGUAAGUUUGCUGUUGGGAGCAAAGUGGAAUACAACUGUCGCCCAGGUUAUACCAAGAUACAACGAAAGUUAUAUCUUUGGUGCACGCUAUACUCUCAAUGGUCAUACACCAGAGAGCUUUGCAAGGCAAGAUCAUGCCCUCACCCCGGAGAGCCAGAAAAUGGCAGACUUGUUAUUCUAACAGAUCUCAUGUUUGGUUCAACAAUAAACUUCAUCUGUGAAGAGGGGUACAGACUAAUUGGAGAUGCAGAAAGAAAAUGUGUGCUUCACGGAUCACAAGUUACAUGGGACAAAGAGGUUCCAUACUGUCAAGUGAUACCUUGCCAGCCUCCUCCAGAAAUAGAUCAUGGAACACAUACUGGGACGACCAUGGAGGAAUUCAACUAUGGAACAUCUGUCACUUACCAGUGUGACAGUAUAGAGAGGGGACAGGUUCCUUUCUCACUUAUUGGAGAGCCCUCCAUUCACUGUACGUCCACGGAUAACGUAAAUGGAGACUGGAGCGGGCCUGCCCCUGAAUGCAAAGGUGAUGGAAUCCAAUUACUUUACACAGUCAUUCGCUGUGAACAGCCAAAAGUUGACCAUGGAAAACAGGUGACUGGAUAUAGUCCUGUCUACACCUACAGAGCCUCCGUUCUGUUUGAGUGUGAACACCGCUACACCCUCAAAGGCAGUGACAUACUUCAGUGCAAUGAAAAUAGUAGAUGGGAUCCUCAGUUACCAGUUUGUGAGCGAAGUAGUUGUGAUGACCCACCUUACAUUCGUAAUACUUUUCGAGAUCAUUCUAACAGGAACUUGUUUCCGGCUGGGACUGUAGUGAAAUAUAACUGUGUGGGAGGUUAUGAGUUAAUCCCUGGAAUAUCCUCUGCGAAUGUUACCUGUCAGAAAGAUUUUACAUGGUCUGAACAGCAAGAAUUUUGUCAGAAAAUUAGAUGUCCCGAUCCAGACAUUACCAAUGGAAGAGCGAGACCUACACAAGCAAUCUAUGAGUAUGAGGACACGAUUAGCAUUGUUUGUAAUCCUGGUAACGCCCUCAAGGACAAUUAUGGAUCGAUUAAGUGCGAACAGAAUGGUGCAUGGCAUCCUGCAUUACCAAUUUGCGAACCAGCUUGUGAUCCACCUGCACGCAUCUCUAAUGGACGGGACAUCCGCAGCCGGAAAGACGUUUUCCAUGUUGGCUCAAGUGUGACCUACGUAUGUGAGGAUGGUUGGUCACUUGUUGGAGUAUCCUCCAUUCAAUGUAUAGCUGGUGAUGGGGGAACUCCGCGCUGGGAUCCACCUGCCCCUGAGUGCAAAGCUUGUGAUCCACCUGCACGCAUCUCUAAUGGACGGGACGACCGCGGCCGGAAAGACGUUUUCCAUGUUGGCUCAAAUGUGACCUACGUAUGUGAGGAUGGUUGGUCACUUGUUGGAGUAUCCUCCAUUCAAUGUAUAGCUGGUGAUGGGGGAACUCCGCGCUGGGAUCCACCUGCCCCUGAGUGCAAAGCUUGUGAUCCACCUGCACGCAUCUCUAAUGGACGGGACGACCGCGGCCGGAAAGACGUUUUCCAUGUUGGCUCAAAUGUGACCUACGUAUGUAAGGAUGGUUGGUCACUUGUUGGAGUAUCCUCCAUUCAAUGUAUAGCUGGUGAUGGGGGAACUCCGCGCUGGGAUCCACCUGCCCCUGAGUGCAAAGCUUGUGAUCCACCUGCACGCAUCUCUAAUGGACGGGACGACCGCGGCCGGAAAGACGUUUUCCAUGUUGGCUCAAAUGUGACCUACGUAUGUAAGGAUGGUUGGUCACUUGUUGGAGUAUCCUCCAUUCAAUGUAUAGCUGGUGAUGGGGGAACUCCGCGCUGGGAUCCACCUGCCCCUGAGUGCAAAGCUUGUGAUCCACCUGCACGCAUCUCUAAUGGACGGGACGACCGCAGCCGGAAAGACGUUUUCCAUGUUGGCUCAAAUGUGACCUACGUAUGUGAGGAUGGUUGGUCACUUGUUGGAGUAUCCUCCAUUCAAUGUAUAGCUGGUGAUGGGGGAACUCCGCGCUGGGAUCCACCUGCCCCUGAGUGCAAAGUUCAGUGUCCAAAGCCAGAUGUGCAAAAUGAAGAAAUGGUCAAUGCGUUAGAUGAAAAAAUGUGGUACAACGUGAAUGAAAGCAUUACUUUCAAAUGCUCUCCUGGGUACCAAUGUUCAGACCUUUGGUAUCAGUCUACAACAGACAGCGUGAAUGUUACAUGUUUAGCUAAUGGCACCUGGACCGUGUUACCCGUGUGUAAGAAGCAACUCGAUUCCCCUCAGUGCAACAUGGUUCGCGAGUGUAUAAAGUUUCUCCACUGCAAUGUGUCUCUGACAGAACUGAAACUCCUGCUGGAAGUGCAGAAACUGUAUCUGGAGAUUCAGAAACUUAAGCAGGACCUACAAAAAUAUAAAGAAUACCCUUGGAAGGAGGCAGAGGGAGGAAAUGCUGUCGUCCCCCCCCCAGGUGUUUCCUAUGCUGAGGGGGUGACCACAGCCUGCUUUUGUUAUGGUACUAACUGCAGCUAUAUCCGCUCUAUCCUGUGCACUGUCUGCCAUGAGCACAACACUACAGAGGGGGCUGGGCAGUAUGUGCACUCUGCCCAUCCCCUUCCUGGGCCCCUGAAGCUGCAGAGCACUGACUCCCACUUCCCCUUGCCUCAUGUGCCUCUGGGUGGCCCUGGCUGGGGUCUGUGUUGCACAGUGUGCAGGGUGAGGAGCGGCUGCAGCCCUGCCCGGACUGUGCUGUCACCCCCAUUCUCUGGGAACUCACCUGGCACCAUGACGUCACUUCCCUCUGGCUGGACCCUGCGGCUCCUGGGGACCCUGGUACUCAUGCUGCUGCCUGGGGGAGCUCUCAGUCAUUGUGUUGAUCCACCUGACAUUCCCAAUGCUGUUCAGAAGACUAAUGUUGGCACAUUGAUUCCAGUCGGGAUGGUGGUUAAAUAUGGCUGCCUCCCAGGUUAUGAGCUGAUUGCUGGAAUACGGCAAGGGCAUGUUACUUGUCUUCAAAAUUCGACAUGGUCUUCAGCUCUCAACUUUUGUCAGAAAAUUCGUUGUCCAGCUCCAGAUGUUAACAAUGGAACACAGGUACCUAUGCCUAGACCUGGAGAGGAGACCUAUGCAUUUGGGGACAGUGUUACAAUUGAAUGUGAUUUUGGGCAUGGUAUCAAAGGCAGUAUCAAUGGAAAUGCUCAGAUUCGCUGCAGUCAUGAUGGCAAAUGGGAUCCUGCCAUACCAGUUUGCGAACCAGUUUGUGCCCAACCUCCGAACAUCUCCCAUGGCCAGCACAGUGACUGGCGCAAGAAAGUUUUUGUUGUUGGAUCAUCGGUAACUUACAAAUGUGACAGAGGCUUCUCACUUGUUGGAAAAACCUCCAUUCAGUGUAUAGCUGGUGAUGAGGUCACUCCAACCUGGAGCGAGCCUACCCCUCAGUGCAAAGAAAUUCGUUGUCCAGCUCCAGAUGUUAACAAUGGAACACAGGCACCUAUGCCUAGACCUGGAGAGGAGACCUAUGCAUUUGGGGACAGUGUUACAAUUGAAUGUGAUUUUGGGCAUGGUAUCAAAGGCAGUAUCAAUGGAAAUGCUCAGAUUCGCUGCAAUCAUGAUGGCAAAUGGGAUCCUGCCAUACCAGUUUGCGAACCAGUUUGUGCCCAACCUCCGAACAUCUCCCAUGGCCAGCACAGUGACUGGCGCAAGAAAGUUUUUGUUGUUGGAUCAUUGGUAACUUACAGAUGUGACAGAGGCUUCUCACUUGUUGGAAAAACCUCCAUUCAGUGUAUAGCUGGUGAUGAGGUCACUCCAACCUGGAGUGAGCCUACGCCUCAGUGCGAAGAGACUCAGUGUCCAGUCCCACAUAUUCAACAUGGAAGCCAGAAAUCUCCACUCCCACAUAACUAUACAUACAGAACCAGUGUAAUGUUUCAGUGUGAUCCUGGUUACCUCCUCAGGGGCGCGGACAGGAUUCAAUGCCAAGCUGAUGGCAAGUGGUAUCCGCAGCAACCCGUUUGUGACCUAGGGAGAUGUUCCUACCCACCAGCAUUUGCCUACGCUGACAGAAGCAAUCACAGAGAGUUUCUAGUUGGUACCGUAGUGACCUACUCCUGCAGACCAGGUUACACACCCAUCCCUGGAGUAUCUCCUCAUUUGACCUGUCUUACAAAUUUUACAUGGCCUAAAGUCUCAGAAUUAUGUCAGAAGAUAAGUUGUUCAAAGCCAGUGGUUGAAAAUGGAAAACAGAUCUAUCCAGUUAAAACUGAAUAUACAUAUGCCAACCGUAUUGUGUUUCAAUGUGAUCCUGGCUACAUCCUCAGAGGCAGUGAGGGGAUUGUGUGCCGAAGUGACGGGAUGUGGCACCCCCCAGUACCAUUUUGUGAUAAAACCUGUGGCCGACCUCCACCUAUCAUGAAUGGGCUGCACAAUGGUGGGAUGAAGGAAUAUUUCCCCUAUGAAUCACAAGUGACAUAUAGCUGCGGAGACGGUUUGUCACUGAUUGGAGAGUCCUCCAUUUAUUGCACAUCUGAUGGGGUAAAUAUGAUGUGGAGUGGGCCUGCCCCACAGUGCAAAGUGGUUCGCUGUCCGAGGCCAGAGGUUGAAAAUGGAAGAAUGACUCCGACAAGGCAACCGUUUACAUACGGUGUCACUGUUCGGGUCUCCUGCAAGGAAGGCUACCUGCUCCAUGGCAGUAGAGAGAGUCAGUGUCAGGAUGACAACACCUGGAAUCCUCCUGUGCCAAGUUGUCAGCCAGUGCAGUGUCCAAAGCCAGAUGUGCAGAAUGGAAGAAUGGUCAAUGCAUUAGAUGAGAAAAUGUGGUACAACGUAAAUGAAAGCAUUCCUUUCAAAUGCUCUCCCGGGUACCAUUUUUCAGACGAUUGGUACCUGCCUACAACAGACAAUUUUAGUAUCACUUGUUCAGCCAACGGCAACUGGACAGCAUUACCCAAAUGUAAAAAACAAAGCAAUACUGAAGAAUGUUCAGGGGUACGUGAGAGUAAAGAGUUUGUCCAUUGUGAUGUGCCUCUGACGGAACUGAGAACCCUGCUGGAACUGAAGAAACUGUAUCUGGAGAUUCAGAAACUGAAGCGGGAGAUUAAAAAAUUGUAAUGAAUAGCUGAAAUCUGUGAUCCUAAUUGUGUGAGGAAAGUGAAAGCAAGUAGAGGAACUAGAUUGAACUGUAUGAUCUAAAGGUUUAUUUUCAUACAAGCUUCAGAUCCUAUGCAGCUGGAAAUUUACACCAACAACCUUCAGCUUUGCCAUAAUUGCUGCUUACAUUUAUCUUUUAUGCAUUAUAAUACAUACAUUCACAGUGGGUGUAUGGCUAUUCUACUGUCUGAUUUACAUUAACCUUAAGGGCAGUGAUGUUCAUAACUCCCUGUACACCACUGAAAAUCUACGGGUUAGCAAAGCAAUCUUCCCUGUCCUCUUGAUUUAAACUCAGCUCAACAGACGUUCUUCCUAAUCUGACCAGAUCUAGUUUUGAUUGAUACCAGUGUUAUCACCUGAGGCAUUUUUAGAUCGAAUCACACUCAAGAGUAGAUGGUAGAAAUUUAACUGUAGAGAAACAGCUUGCUAAGCGAUUUUCCCAUUGCCCGAUAAAUUGACCUAUACCUUUUGUGAUCAAGUAAUUAUUCCUGCAUUCCAGCAAUAAAAAUUAUUCCUGCAAUAAAAUGCAAUUGUUAUAA